Messenger RNA from Dermatophagoides pteronyssinus (European house dust mite), 8816 nucleotides. RefSeq names its product teneurin transmembrane protein Ten-m (gene Ten-m). NCBI's taxonomy places the organism in Eukaryota, Metazoa, Arthropoda, Arachnida, Sarcoptiformes, Pyroglyphidae. The record is from RefSeq and is a predicted model, not a curated record. Gene Ontology annotation, biological process: motor neuron axon guidance.
UAAAACAAAACUGAAAAAUUCUAAUUAUUUAUUUAAAAAAAACACUGAUAUUUAAGAAAAAUUAUCUAACCAAUUUGUCAUGAUGGAAUCAAUGACAAGAUUUGGUCGUAGUAUUGGUCGACAUCCAAUGCCUAUACCACAUUCAGAAGAUUCUGAAACUGAUGAAUAUAAUGUGAUCGAUUCGGAUCGACAAUAUGAACGUAUUGGUGAUCGUGGUUCAUCCACUGGUACUACAUCAUCAUCACGAUCAUCAAAUCAUAAUGGUGCCCUUGUUGAUCCAUUAAUAUUAUCACAAGGUGCUCAUCAUAUUCAUAAUGCACAUCUAUUUAAUAAUCAUAAGUCAUCUCAAUCAGCUUCAUCAUCUUCGCAUACGAAUACGAUGGGUAAACAACAUAUGUCUACAGUCAUGACAACAACAUCAGCAGCCGCACAUCCAACACAUUAUGCUGAAUCGGCAAUUUAUCGAAGAUCUCGUGGUAAUGGUGUUUCUGGAUCGGUUAUUGGAUCACCACUUGAUUCUGAACCACCUCCAUUAAUUCCUGAGUCACAAUUAUUCAUAUCUGGCACAAAUUGUCCAAAUCAAUCAGUCAAUUCACUUUUGGAACAAGGAUGGAAAUCUCAACAUUCGACGUUGGAAUUCGGUCAUUUAAAUCACCAUCAUCAUCAUCAUCAUCCACAACAACAUCAUUUGAAUACACAAUCAACGCCAACACAGCAACCAUUAUCUAACCAAAAUACUACCAUGCUAUCAAAUCUAGAUUCAACAACAAAUACUUCGAAUGCAACGACCACUACUUCGGUCAAUCAAGUCAACAUGGCACCAGUCUAUGAAUCAGCGUGUUUGAUGCGGACAGCUUCAGGUUCGCUAUAUAUUCCAAGUGAUAAUAAAGGAGCUUUCAAGCCAUCAAUACAGUCAAUCAAUGAAUUUACGAUUGGAGGAACGUUAAAAAAACCAGAUCGCAGAUUGCCAACGGUUGGAGCCAAUCAUAGUCAUUUUAGUCGACCAUUAGCAACACAUCUAUCUGGAUCACGUUUUCGUAAAAUAUUAUCAGUGCAAUGGAAUUGGAAAUAUACAGCCAUUGCAUUCAUAUUAAUCUCUAUGGCAUUAUUGAUUGCAAUUACAUAUAUAAUGAGUUCAGCAUUAUCGGUGGCCAAUAUGGCACAAAAUACAAAUUGUCCUGUGAUGGUAGAUGACAUACUUGAGCUUAAUCCAGCUGCUGCACAGCAGCCACAACCAUUACAACCAUCAUCGAUAAAUUCUGGAAUGGGUGGAAUACCGAUCAUCGGAAUUGGUAACAAUAAUAAUUUUCAUACUAGAAAUAAUUUUCAUGGUGGUGGGCAUUCAAGAAAUCCUUUUAAUAACCCUUAUCCUUUUGGAACAACAGCAGAAAAAAAUAUAGCCAGUCAUCAUCAUGUGCCAUCAUCAAUUUCAUCAUUCACCAAUAUCCAACAAUUAGGCCGUACUUAUUCACAACGUGUGCCUUCAUUUGGUUAUUGGCAUCUACGAUAUCAUCAAUCGGAACCAAGUCUGGUCAAAUUUAAUCUUAGUUUACCAUCAUCAAUUUCACAAACAAAUAAUGUUGGUAGCAAUAGUCCAUCAGUAUUAGCUAUUUAUGGUAAUCGCGAUAAACCAGCCACACAUACACGUUAUGAUUUUGUUGAAUUCAUUGAUCGUGUACUCAUGGCAACCAGUGCAACAGCCAGUUUGGUUGUCGGUCGUCAACGUUUGAAACGGGCCAAUGAACAUCAUUCAAUGGCUACAAUGCACAUCAUACAGAAAGAGUUUACUAAAUAUCUUGAUAAUGGAAUCUGGUUUUUAACAUUGUACAAUGAUGCUCCAUUACAUGUGGACGUUUCGCUCGAUUUGUCAUUGGCCACUGAAGAAUUGUGUCCAUUCAAUUGUCGAGGUCAUGGUGUUUGUAUUGCUGGUCAUUGUAAAUGUGAUCCCGGUUAUAAUGGUGAAAGUUGUGAUCUCAUGACUUGUCCGGUUUUAUGUUCUGGUCGUGGACAAUAUCUCAAUGGUGAAUGUGUUUGUAACUCCGGAUGGAAAGGAAAAGAAUGCCAAAUUCGUGAAGAUGAAUGUGAAGUAUCCAACUGUAAUGGACAUGGUGAUUGUAUUGAUGGUACAUGCCAUUGCUUUUCUGGAUACAAAGGAGAUCAUUGUGAAAAUGUCGAUUGUCUUGAUCCAAAAUGUUCUGGCCAUGGACAUUGUAUGUCGGGUGUAUGUAUAUGUGGAAAAGGUUGGAAAGGUGGUGAUUGUUCGGAACCUGAUAAUGAAGCCACACAUUGUUUACCAGAUUGCUCCGGGCAUGGAAAUUUUGAUCUACAAUUGCAACAAUGUAUUUGUGAUGAACGAUGGUCUGGUUCUGAUUGUUCACAAGAACGAUGUGAUUUAGAUUGUGGUACAAAUGGUCAUUGUGAAGAUGGUGAAUGUGUUUGUGAUGAAGGUUGGAGUGGUGAAAAAUGUUUGACACGGCUAUGUGAUCCAAGAUGUUUGGAACAUGGACAAUGUCAGAAUGGAACCUGUAUCUGUGCUAAAGGUUGGAAUGGUCGACAUUGUUCAUUAGCUGGAUGUGUCAACGAUUGCAAUGAACAUGGUGAAUGUGUUCGUCAACAUUUAACAACACCAAAUGAUGAACUACUUUGGGUGUGCGUAUGUGAACCCGGUUAUGCCGGUUUAGAUUGUUCAGUGGCAUUGGAAUCUCAAUGUGGUGAUAAUAUCGACAAUGACAAAGAUGGCUUGGUUGAUUGUGCCGAUCCGGAAUGUUGUCAGAGCAAAGAAUGCGAAAGUAAACAGCUAUGUUUUUCAGCAUCAGAUCCACAGGACAUCCUGCUGCGUAAACAACCACCGGCUAUGACAGCUUCGUUUUAUCAACGAAUGCAAUUUUUGAUUGAAGAAGAAUCGGUACAAUCAUUUGCACAGAAAAUGGCUUUCAAUGAUAGUUUAUUAUGGAAUCGUAUUAAUGAGAGCCGUGCAUCAGUCAUACGAGGACAGAUUGUUGAUUCGGGUGGAUUAGGUAUUACCGGUGUACGAGUUGGUGUUUCAACCGAUCCAUUUCUUGGUUUUACAAUGACUCGUGAAAAUGGUUGGUUCGAUCUUAUGGUUAAUGGUGGUGGUUCGGUUACACUACAUUUUCAUCGUGAACCAUUUAAAUCUGUACAAAAAGUUGUCAAUGUACCAAUCAAUGAAAUUAUUGUUCUUGAUAAAAUUUUCUUCAAUCUUGAAGGCCAAACACCCGCUGCUGUGACAAAUGAUGCUGAUAAUAAAAAAUCAGCUAUUUGUUCUGAUCAUGAUUAUGAUAAAAUGAAACCGAUUGUUGUUGCAACAUGGAAACAACCAUUUCAAAAUAGUCAUUCAUCCGAUCAAUCAGCUAUAUUAGCUGAAUCACAAAUUGUUCAAGAAUCAAUUCGCAUGCCUGGAACUGGAAUUCAUUUGGUAUAUCAUUCUUCACGUUCAAAUGGCUAUCUAUCAACUAUUGAACUUCAACUUACACCAGAUAAAAUCGAAUCAACAUUACGUCUUGUUUAUUUAAAAAUAUCAGUCGAAGGAAUUUUGUUUGAAAAAAUCUUUGAAGCUGAUCCGAAUAUUUUAUAUACGUAUGCUUGGAAUCGUCGUAAUGUUUAUAGACAAAAAGUAUAUGGAUUGGCCAACGCUGUUAUUCAAGUUGGCUAUCAAUAUAACAAUUGUGUCAAUAUUAUUUGGGAAAUGCAAACAGUUCAAUUGGCUGGGCAUGAUAUGCCCAUUUCAGAAAUUGGCGGUUGGAAUAUUGAUGUACAUCAUCGUUAUAAUUUUCAUGAAGGCAUUUUACAAAAAGGCGAUGGCAGCAAUGUUUAUUUGAAAAAGAAUUCUAAACUUUUGACAACCAGUGUUGGAGAUGGGCAACAACGUCCACUUCAUUGUUCGUAUUGUAAUGGAAUGGCAAAAGAUCAACGAUUGUUAGCUCCUGUAGCUUUAGCUUCAGCUCCAGAUGGAAGUCUUUACAUUGGUGAUUUCAAUUUGAUUCGUCGUCUUCGACCGGAUGGAACUAUUUCGACUGUCGUAGAAUUAAGUGAAUCAUCCGUAGCCUAUAAAUAUCAUCUUGCUGUUGGAUCUGUUGAUGGUAAACUAUACUUCAGUGAUCCUGAGAAACAUCAAGUUUUUCGUGUGAUUAACACUGAAUCUCCCAACGAUCCAAGAAACAAUUUGGAAGUAUUUGUUGGAAGCGGUGUCAAAUGUUUGCCGGGUGAUCGAACUGCAUGUGGUGAUGGUCGUUCAGCACGUGAAGCAAAACUUUCCUAUCCAAAAGGAAUUGUUCUUGCUCCUACUGGUGAGCUUUACAUAGCUGAUGGUACAAAUAUACGAAUGGUAGAUACGUUUGGAAUUAUUCAUACGAUUAUUGGCGAUCAUUAUCAUAAAUCGCAUUGGAAGCCAAUACCGUGCUCUGGUUCGACACCAAUCAACAAAUUAAUUCUUCGAUGGCCAACACAACUUGCAAUUUCUCCAUUGGAUCAAACCUUACAUAUCCUCGAUGAUCAUAUGGUUUUAAAAGUUACCAAUGAUAAACGUAUUGUGAUUGUGGCCGGAAGACCAUCCCAUUGUCCAUCAUACAUUCAUCAUCGACAUCAAACAAAUGAAUCUGAAGAUAAAAAAGAACUUUCUGAUUCAAAAGAACCAUUAGCAACGCAAGUAUUUCUUGAAACUCCUCAAGCAAUAACAUUUGGACCGAAUGGAGAUCUUUAUAUUGCUGAAAGUGAUUCUCAAAAUACAAAUCGUGUUCGUGUUGUAUCCGUAUCCGAUCAAAGAAUUUCACGAUUCGCUGGUGCCGAUAUUAAUUGUUCAUGUAUGGAUAUUUCUUGUAAAUGUUUCUCACCAGAUGAUUUGUUGGCUGUUAAUGUUCAUCUAUCAACAAUAUCAUCUAUUACCGUUACACCUGAUGGCAAAGUUCAUAUCAGUGAUCAGGAAAAUCUUCGUGUGCGAACAGUUUACUCGCCAUUACCACAACAGAAUCCUUCAACCGGUGAAUAUGAGAUUGUAUGGCCAGAAACGCAUGAAGUUUAUGUAUUCAAUCGACAUGGACAACAUAUUUCAACCAAAUCAGCAUUGACUGGCACAUUGAUUUAUUCUUUCACUUAUAAUGUCAACGCUAUUAAUGGCAAAAUCAGUUCAGUCACCGAUGCCGCUGGUAACAAAAUUUACAUCCUAAGAGAUUAUAGUAAUCAAGUGAAAAGUAUCGAAAAUUCUCAAGGCGAAAAAUGUCGACUUUCGAUGAAUCGACAAGGAUUGUUGGCAUCGUUUUCUACUCCAAGUAACUAUGUAAUCAAAUUUAAUUAUCAAGGAAACUUGGAUGCUUUGCUUACAUCUCGAACUGAUUCAUGGGGAAAAUCAACCUUGUACAAAUAUGAUGAAUACGGACGAGUAAUUCAAGUAAUAUUGCCCACCGGUGAUGUUAUGCGUUUGAACAAUCGUUUGGCGUUUGAUGGAACAACAAAAUUGUUAGUCUCCUAUAAUGAUAUUGAUCUUAUGCGUUUAGACGUAGGAGACAAGUAUAUAAGUAAAAAUGUAUUACAAAGAGAUGAAGUUUUUACUUUGGAAAAACUUGGCAAUAUUAAUCCAUCAACAAAAGGAUCAUCACAUAAAUUGGCUAUGAGGAAACGUGAUACAAGUCAUUUGGAAAUUGAAUCCAUGUCAUCACCAGUGAUUGCUGAUUCAUGGUCUAAAAUGAGCGAACUAUGGCCUUUGCCGUCAAUUAUGAGGAUCAUUUAUAAUUCAGAAAAUGUCAAAAGUAUUGAAUGGAAAUAUUUUGUCAAAAGAAAUUCAAUGUCUAGCAAGCUAUCCGGUAAUACAGGAAACGAUCCGAUCAAAAAACCAUCAUUGACGUCUAUCGGAAGAAAACUAAAAUUGAAUGGUAACACCAUCCUGUCGAUCGAAUACGACAAAGAUGCCAAUCAACAAACUUUGUUUGAUCAUUCUAAUCGUCCACUAUUACAUAUGGAUUUUGAUAAUGGAAAUUAUAAACCAACCAAAUUUAUAUCAAACUUUAAUUUAACACCCGUGGAAUUAGAAUACGAUCAAUUCGCUCGUUUGCUUAGCUGGAAACGUGGACAAUUAUCACUUCAAUUGUCAUAUGAUUUGAAAGGUCGCGUGACCGGUAUUAAAUAUGGUGAUGGUUCAUCGACUAAACUUAAAUAUGAUACGUCUUCAGGUCCAACCGAGAUAAUUAAGGCAGAAGGUAAUAGCCGUUAUUUGCUUCAAUAUGACGCCAAUGGUGGUCUGACCGCCAUCAUGACACCAGCUGGUCAUCGCAAUGAACUGUAUCGGCAAGUUUCGCUUGGUUUUUACAAAUUGCUCUUUUUACCAUCAGGUUUUCAUAAUCCAUUCAUAUUUCAAUACGAUGAAUGGGGUCGAACAAUAACAAAAUUAUUGCCAAAUAAUUCCGGUCGAAAAGUGAUGAUAUACAACACAUUGGGAUUAUUAGAAACAGAGCUUUCUGGUUGUGAAAAAAUCAAAUAUAUUUAUCAUGCUGGAACAAAUUUAAUCAAAACUAUAAACAAAACUACAUCAGACAAUUUUGAUUAUAAAGCCGAAUAUCGUCAUCAAGGCUCGUUACUUAAAGAAGAACGAAUCAGUUUCAACUCUAGAACGGAACUUUCCAAUUACAAACUUCGCUAUAAAUAUGAUGGUAUGGGUCAUAUAAACGUAGUUGAGUUUGAAUUACAAGGACGAAGUAUAGAAACAAAAAAAUUAAAGUAUUCAAUAUUGACCGGCAUGGAAGAGGGUGUCGAUACGUUUAUAUUCAAACGACAUAGUGCUAAUGUUGUACAGAUUGGUGAUGAACGAUUGCUCAAAACUAUUGCCACUGAUUCUUAUGGUCGAAUGGUUGGAAUAACAUUCUCAGUUUGGAAUAAGGAACUCUUUUCACAAGUUAUUCAAUAUGAACAACGUCGAUCUCGUAUUGCUCAAUCUCGAUUAAAAUAUGGUGCCAACUAUAUCAAUAGUAAUUAUACUUACACAAGCUCUGGUUUCUUGGAACAAGUUUUAAUUAGUGGUUCAUCAACUGUAUCGAAUGUUGUUGCACGUUUGUUAUACGGUUAUGAUAUUGAUGGUAAUCUAAAAACCAUACAUGAAGGUGAUAAAGAACUUAAGAUCAGACGCGAUGAAGCCGGUCGAGCUCGAAGUUUUAGCGAUAAUGGUGAAGAUCUAUUCAUGAUCGAUGAGCGUGGCUUCACUAUCUCUCGAGACUCCACUAACAAAUACAUGUGGAAUGCCAAUGGCCAACUAACCGGUGUGAUGCUUAACGAUGGGUCUCAAAAUGAUUUGGCCAUCACUUAUCAUUAUGAUCAUAAAAAUCGAUUAAUGAGUAGAUUCGUGACUAGUUCGAGUAACACACAAAAUCGAACUCAAUUCAUUUAUGAUGAAACUCUUCCCUCAUCAAUCAGUCAUUGUGUCAUUGAUUCAAGGAUUAUCGGAUUCAUAUACGAUACGAAUGGUCAUCUUAUUGCUCUUACCAUUGAAGGCACAAAAUAUUAUGUCGCUAGUGAUCAUCUUGGCUCACCAGUCGCUGUUUAUACAGGGGAUGGUGUUUUAGUCAAGGAAAUUAUUCGUGAUGUUUGGGGCAAAAUUCUCAAAGAUUCUAACCCAUCAUUUUGGCUGCCCAUUGAUUUUCAUGGUUCAAUCAGAGAUCCAUUGACUGGAUUAAAUCACUUUAAAGAUGGACGAGUUUAUGAUUCAUCAAUCGCUCAAUGGCUUACACCAAGCUGGGAUGCAUUUGAUAAAGAUUUAGAGGAUAUGAUUCAUCUAUAUCGAUUCCAAAACAAUGAUCCUGUCAAUCCAGCUCAUUUCGUUAAAAAAAUGGAUGGUGCAAUUGGUUUAUUGCCAAUGUCAGAUAUUAAAUCGUGGUUACAAACUUUUGGCUAUCGACUUGAUUUUAUCUUUGAUGAACAAAUUGAAACUAAAGAUUUCAGUUUCACACAAAGUUCACCAGUCAUCACAUCAUUGAAUGCUGAAAGGAAAAAUUUGAUUGCUAUCUUCAAUCAUUUAUCAAUGAUUCCUGAAAGUAAAAUCAAGCUACCUUUCGAUUCAAAUUCGGAAAGUUUUUUCGAUAUGCAUGAAAUAUCGAUUGCUAUGAUGCCAUCACCAUUGAGCGCAGCAUUGAUAUCACGAACACCGCGAAUAACUACUGUUCAUAGUAUUGAAAUUGAUAAAAAUCCCAUUAUUAACUCUGUGUUAACAAAUGUAUUCAAUGGCACUUAUUCAUUGCCAUUCCAUUUGGUUCAUCAUUCGAAGGAUGAAUUCUUUUUUGUUCAACCAUCUCAAAAUGAUGUACAUCAACAAAUGCAACGUGAUAUUGAACAAUUGCAUAAAUUAGGCUCCAUGGUCAAUGUCAGUAGGGUUCCAGAUAGUGAUUCAUCAUUUUCAACUAGUCAUUUAUUGGUCAAUACUGGCAAUCUAAUGCUCAACAUUCGUUAUGGUGCUUCAUUUGAUGAAGAAAUAAAUCGAGUUGCACGAUUGGCAAGACGUAAAGCCGUACAAGAAGCCUGUAUUGAACGUUAUCCACAAUUGGCCGAUGAUCCAACCAACGUAAAAUUCAAAAGAGAUUCAACAAAUCUUUCAAGUCGAAAACGUCGUAAUCAUUCAAGACGACAACAACGAUCAUCAUCAUCUUUGAUUCAUUAAUAAAAUUGAAUCAAUAAGUUUGUAAAUAUCGAUAGCUUUAAUUAUUAUGAAAUAAUUUGUUUUCUAAUUGGAAAACAUUGCACAAACAAAAAAAUUCUCAUUUUAAUUGUGAAAUUUUUCAACCUCUUCAUUGGUGGAAGAGAUAAAAAUACCUUUGAAAUAC